AUGCCAACGGCUGACUGUCGGGCCCGAGAGCGACGUGAGGACGGGAAGCAUGCCGGCUCCUCGCAGUACACCCACCUUCCUCCGCAGGCGCAACGAACCGGAGCGCAGCAGGGGGCCGGCGGCGCCAACACUCCGUUCGGGGUGCACCCUCUGUACGUGAUGCGGGCGCUCUCGUUGUGGCCUCCGUACGCCGCCGCGGGGAAUCCCGGCCAGGUCGCCGCUCUCUCGGGACAGUUUGCCGCCGCCGCUGCCACCGCUGCCGCUGCUGCUGCUGCUGUGGGAGCCGCCCCGAAGGCUCCGGUAACCUUUUCUUCGGUGGCUGCUGGGAACCGGAAGCCCGACAAUCCGGCGUUUGGAGGUUUUGCUGGGGUGUUGGGUCAACCCGCAGCGGAGAAUACCGCAAGGUUGCCCGCGGCGGCGGCGGCUGCUGCUGCUGGACGAGGGCAAGCUGAGCGUGCCGCCACCGCCGCCGCCGCGCGACCCCGCGGGCAGCAAGCGCGAAAACGACGAAUGCUUGGCUCGUCGCACCCGGACGGCCAGUGGGCAAGUGGUGCAUAUCAGGCGGAGGCCGUGCCUCCUGGCGACGAAGACGAAGACGAGGCGAGACAUCGAGGCUCAUCGGUCGCCAGCGGCUCUUCGGCAAAUCGCGUCGGCAGCUUGCCGGCACGCGGAGGGACCGCCACGGGCGCAGCACCUGGGGUACCAGACCGGGCCGCGUAUGCGGAAGACGAGCUAAGCGACGAUCCAGAUGGGAGCAAUAGUAGCGAUGUCGAAGUGGCAAACCAAGGGGCAGCGGCCUCGGGAUGUGUGCAAGCCGCCAACGAUAGACACGAGGAGGAGAGCGGUGCGGCCGCUGGUAGCGUUGCUUCGCGAAUCACACGCGAAGCUGCCCGAUACGAGGAAGAUGAGCUGAGCGACGAUGACGAGGAUGAGUCCGACUCGCUCUGAUGGUCUUGAGAGGGCGGAACGAAGGCACUUAAGUUACUACAUGUGACAGCUGUGGGUUACAUCUUUUCGGCAACCAUGUUUUGUUUGCCCAAGUUUAGCUGCAGUGGCCCAUUCGCUCUGAAGAACUUGAUGGUGGGACAGAGAGGGAGGGAAACAUGCAGUCAGAUGCCAGAUGUACCUGGCAGCAGGUGUGUAUAUGUAUCUUGAAGUCAACCAUGUGUUCAUUUGCCAAGUGUAGCUGCGAUGGGUUUCUUUGGAGACAAGCAACUCUACCAGGGUUCUUGAGUAUUGUUCUCCUGCUGGCGCAUGGCUUACACUGCAGGGCUCAGCGUACGCCCACUGCAGGAGCGCGGAUGUCGCAUCCCUGGACUGCUUAGAAACAACGCCGUGCGUUUCGCUAGCACCAACAUUUCAGAGUUUAUCCUGGUGGACCGUUAGGAUCGGUUCCGAGACCUUUGCUCACCAUAUCGUGUACGAUACCCCCAUGUAUUUUCUGUAGCUACGGGUAAUUCCAAUACCGCGAACCAGCUUCUGCUUUGAGGGACUCAAUUUACGCGAGUUUUGUAGAUAAAAGAGUGUGUUUUCGUUCUACCUUUCGCUGCUUCUGCGUGAUCGACCAGACACAGAGAGGCAGGAAAGGAACGGCAUCAUAACGUUACUGAAUCUUCUUGACUUUUGGAAAAAAUGGCACCUUGCACUAGAGUUAAGCAACAAGGUGGUCACGGAAAUGAACCCAACUACAAGCUGGUCGAAAAUCGGUGCUAAAGAGGUCGGUCGGAGUACCAACGCUCCAACUGCUUGAAGGUAGAGUAGCAGCUCAAAGUCCUGUGAAACAGAUCGGACCAAGCAACACCGAGAUGGCACCGUCUUGCACACGGCGAGAAAAAAGAGUAGAUGGAUCCCGGCAAGGACGGGGUGGACCCCCCUGAUUGUUGUCCGUUUCAUUCUACUCCUAAUUUACUCGUAUCAUAGUUUUUGGUCAAACUCGACGUUCGACUUUCUUUUGUCGUGUUGUCGUGGGAAAAGACAGAGAGACACAGAGACAGAGACAGCGAGAGAGAGAACAAGUGCUGCUGCCAGGGUUGUGUAAGUGUACCACGCUCUGCGUUGACGGAACGGGACAGAGUCUUACGGAGUACCGGUCCGUUUGCGCACCAGGACGGGAUAAUGCACCCGUAACUGGCUUGAGGGGAGGCAGACCGUACAGCCGGCUACUUAGCCACUAACACCUAGGUCAACGUGGAAAGCCAGACGCCACGAAGUUUCCACAGCACUUCGUUGUGUAUUGGACCUGGUGCAGCAAAUUGUCGAUUUCAGGCUUUCAGGGGUUGGGGAAGGAAAGGUUUUGUAGCUCAAUCCCAAACCAGCACACCGGGUGUGUAUCAAUCGGCGUCGAGCUAAACCUGUAAGGCGAUGGGCGCAGCCAUGCCGCCGCCGCGCGCUUGAAACGGGUAUACCUCUUGCUCUGCUUUGAAUUGCCAAGACGCUUGGCAAUGGAGGGGGGCACCAAAGAAGACGGGUGGGGGGAGGCAACGAAGAGGGCGAUCUCAACUCUAGACACAGAGUAGUAAGCCGAAAUUUUCGCCGCUUCUCAUCCAUUUCGGAGGAUAUUUCGGAGGGACAGCUCGUCAUCACAAGAGAAUAAUACCAGCAUGGAUAGUGCUCACCGUGAAGGAAUGAAGCAACAGCAGAACUGAAAACCGCACCAACCCCAACCAACCAUCACGCUAGUCCUAUCAAACAAACCCUUCUUCAAGCGGACACAACACAAGCCUGAAACAAAGGGAAGUACCACAAAGGGUGGAGAGAUGGUACCCCCCCUCCAGACCGACUGUCAAAGCUCGAUUGCUCCACAACCAAGACUGUCUGUCUGUAUCGUACCGUAUACCGUACCGUGGUAUUCCGUAAGAUGGCACUACCUCCCAGAUAGACCGACUGUCAAAGCUCGAUUGCUCCACAACCAAGAUUGUCUGUCUGUAUCGUACCGUAUACCGUACCGUGGUAUUCCGUAAGAUGGCACUACCUCCCAGAUAGACCGACUGUCAAAGCUCGAUUGCUCCACAACCAAGAUUGUCUGUCUGUAUCGUACCGUAUACCGUACCGUGGUAUUCCGUAAGAUGGCACCACCUCCCAGAUAGACCGACUGUCAAAGCUCGACUGUCCCACAACCAAAUGGGUGCGGAAAGAACCCGACGCGUCCACGGAAAGCCCUCAACGAGAAUUUCCCGAACCACCGAUUUUCGUGUUGGCACAAUCGCUCGGUUGCGGAGUGAUCGAGUUUUUUAUAAUCGGUCUAGGGGGGGUGCCAUCUCUCCGCCUCGUACGCUAGCAAGCGACGGCAACGCAUGCCCCCCCCCGGUUGGCACGAGACUGUCUCACAAAGGCCCACAACAGCUUGUGUGGAGUGGGACGAAAGACUUGCGUUCACCGCGACAAGGUUCCACCCACAAAUCUCCUGCUACUGUUUGAGUCUCGAGACAUGCUUCGGUUACGCCGUGGCGUCUAAGUCGCCUAUUUUAGGGUUCAAACUAGCACAGCAUCAGACAGCCUUACAUGCAUGCAUCCAUCUUGCGACGUGCCGCAAGAAGAUGUGUUGAGAUCAUUAAAGCUGGAAGAGUCUGUGGCACCAGCAGAACACUUAUAGAGUACCGAGGCAAGUAGGCUAUACAGUAUCAUCCACUCGCAAAAACCUCUCGCUGCUAUUAUAAAUCAACGAUCUGACUAUGACACUUUGCACUACGCGGUGUGCUAUGCCUAGCAAACUUCUCCUACAGGGACCAUGUCGCCGUCUCUACAAAUGGUCGGGCCGGAACACGUAGAGAGUACAGGGGCAGAGGAGUAAAAUACAAAACUCUCUGGCUGCCAGAUGAACGACCUACAAUGACACCCUGCGCCCCACCGUGUGCUAGCAAACCUUUCCCACAGACACCGCAUCGAAGUCUCUGCACAUUCCAAAACUUCCGCGCGCAUGUUUAGCAAGAAAAGCAAUUCAUACAUCAUAUGCAGGAUGGGCGCUUAGACAAUAAGCACACGGCCGUCCAUCGAUAGGCUCGGUCUUUGCCAAAGCAGCAGUGCGGGCCCGCGGACACCAAACAGCAUGCACGUCGAUGUUCGCCCUUGCGUUUCUGAAAACAGAAGAGUAUUGGGGUGUUUUUAACCCCGAUGGGUGAGGGGUGCGAAUUUUCCGAGAAUUUUCGCUGGCCUUCGGGGAAACACCCAAGAGGGCACUUGCUGGAGCCGGAGGCUUCGUGCUGGGGGUUCUCCCCUACGUGCACUGGUGUGCUUUAUAAGCCACCCAAUGCAGCUAUAUAGCGCCCGCACUUACGAAGUUCGCAGUCAAGAAAGAAACUCCACGCUCUCAACAUUUCAUCAACCUGAGCACCGUUUGGUGCGCCCGGUCAAGAACCACUACGCUACAACAUGGUAGAUAUCUAGCGGCCAUUUGUAGCCAGCCCUCAAGAGGAAACGAAUAAAGAACCGAUUUACCACUGAUGACGGUUCUUACUGUUUAUACAAUCUGAGCACCAUUUGGUGAGAGCCUGAUGCUCAAGAUCCCGGGGAAGAACUUCACGACAACCUGUCAUAGCAACCUCUUGAAUAGCCCGCAGGAGGAACAAAUAAGACCCCCGGCCUCGGUUCAACGCAAACGGUUCUUGCGUGCGGGCGCAACUUAACUAUAGAUAAUACCGUUGAACUUUGCUGUAGAUGUUUACUUCUGCUGGUGGUCGUUCUCUUCCGUCGUUUCUGCCAGGAAAAAGUCUUACCUACAGGUCGCCGAGAGACCAUUCGCCCUCGCCGCCGCGUUCGGGUCUGCGAUUUCUUAAUCGCC
Molecule: messenger RNA, 4777 nt
Organism: Ectocarpus sp. CCAP 1310/34
Lineage: Eukaryota; Phaeophyceae; Ectocarpales; Ectocarpaceae
Source: the annotation of a GenBank genome assembly